Molecule: messenger RNA, 522 nt
Organism: Platichthys flesus (European flounder)
Lineage: Eukaryota; Metazoa; Chordata; Actinopteri; Pleuronectiformes; Pleuronectidae
Product: cytochrome c oxidase subunit 8B, mitochondrial
Exons: 2
Coding region: 149-352 (67 amino acids)
Biological process (GO): mitochondrial electron transport, cytochrome c to oxygen
Cellular component (GO): mitochondrion
Source: RefSeq, a predicted model, not a curated record
CACGCACCCAUACACACAUACAUGUUGAUAGAUGAAACCUGGAAGUCGACCAGCAGUGUGAGUAACGGUAAAGCCGCCUGUCGUCCCUCUUCUCCGGUUCUCUUCCUUCUCCUCCGGUCCUUCGUGUCUGCAGCACCGACCAUUCACAAUGUCUCUGCCCGCCGUGUCCCGUCUGUUCAGGAGCGCGCUGAGGACGCAGCUGGUCCCUGUGGCUAACCUGACGUCCAAACCUGCCAAACACACUGUCACUGCAGGGGAGCAGGUCAUAGCUUUGACAGCCAUGUUUGUGGCCAUCCUGGGCCCCUCCGGCUGGAUCCUGGCUCACCUGGAGGACUACAAGAAGAAGCAGUAGAUAUCACACCUGAAGAUGCUGAUGACAGUAGCCGCUCUGUCAACCGAGCCUCCCUCCACAUCUCAUUCUGCUGUGUUUCUCAUAAACAGAUGAGAUUCACUUGUUCCUUCCUACCCACCUCCUCUGCACCUGUCAAUCUCUUACUAAUAAAUUAAUGCUCAAUACAUAGA